Messenger RNA from Nymphaea colorata (pocket water lily), 3775 nucleotides. Its product is annotated as ubiquitin carboxyl-terminal hydrolase 16. Gene Ontology annotation, biological process: protein deubiquitination. The coding region runs from base 336 to 3677 and encodes 1113 amino acids. Gene Ontology annotation, molecular function: cysteine-type deubiquitinase activity; cysteine-type endopeptidase activity. Gene Ontology annotation, cellular component: cytosol; nucleus. The record is from RefSeq and is a predicted model, not a curated record. The transcript is spliced from 11 exons. Lineage: Eukaryota; Viridiplantae; Streptophyta; Magnoliopsida; Nymphaeales; Nymphaeaceae.
GCAUCCGAAGAAAGAAGAAAGAAGAAAAAAGAGGGGCACAAAAUACCAAAAGGGAGAAGAAAAUCAUCUGGCGUCCCUCCCUCCCUCCCCCCCUCUCUCUCUCUAUCAGGUCUAAGGUCUCCUCUCCCUUUUUUCGUUUUCGUCUGCGGUCCGAGGGUCUCGCCAAUUGUUCUUCUGUAUCUGGUUUUGUUGGUCGCCUAUCAGCGAAUUUGCUGAGAAUUGGUGGGGGGUUCGAGAGGCGAUCUGCGAGAUCUAUGUAUUCUUUGCUGGGGAGGUCUUGCGUCGGGGUGAGGCCUGGGGUUUCCGACGUGCUGAAUGCUUCCACGGCGGGAUAAAUGCCCGGAAACGGAGAUUUGGGGCUGCCUGGCUUUCUUCUGGUCCUGGUCGUCGUCCCCUUCGUCUCCUUCCUUGUACGCCGAAAAUGGAGGCAGGCCGAGGCCCGUAAGCAGGAGAUUAGGCGUCUCCUGAUCCUUGCGUCUGAAGAGUCUGCUCGGGCUGAGCUCACGGCCGCCCUUGAGUACCGGGCUUCAUCUUCCUUGGCCUUCUCCCCACCCCCUCCCAUCGCCACCACUUUCACCGUCAACGCCGUCCCUGCUGUCGCCUUCUCCUCCUCCUUUUCUUCUUCCCCCUCCUUGUCCACGAACACAGCCACGACCACCUCCUCAUCCUCCGUCGCCUCCUCUGCUGCCGCUGCUAACGUGUGCGCCGUCUGCUUCGAGCCCACCUCCACCCGAUGCUCCAGAUGCAAGGCUGUCAGAUACUGUUCUGGAAAGUGUCAAAUCAUUCAUUGGCGGCAAGGCCACAAAGAGGAAUGCUGUCCUCCCAAGACGAUCACCUCAAGUAACAUUGAUCCAGGGGUUCCUCAAAAAAAUGUGGCAUCAGAAUGUCCAACAUUAAAGGAUGACAACGACCGGUCAGAGAGUAGCAGGCUAUCAAAUAGUGUUGAGCCAUCUCUGCAAGAGGUUGGUUCUUCUGCUACAAGUGUGAGGCAAGACAAGGAUGCUGCGCCUCUUGCUGAUUCUUCAGGGGAAGCUGCUGAUUCUGCAAUCAGCUUGUCUAGAUGCAACAGGGACACUGACUUAUCAACUUAUGACUCUGAUUCCGUGUCCCCUAUCAUCCAUUCAUCUUUGAGACCUAAAGUACCCAUUUCUAGUGGUAUUGCCUCGCUCUCACCUCUGAAAGCUCCCAAUGGAAAUGAAGAAAAUGGGUCAGAUGAUUCAUCUUCUGGGUCGGCUGACCUUAUGAGUGUGGCAAAAGUAAAUGAUAAUGUUCCUUCUUCAGGAAAGUUCAUCAGACAGUCAGCUGAGAUUAAUGGCGUAUCCACUCAAUGCACAAAGUCUGCCAGCUGUGCUGUUUCUGAAAAUGUUAUUGGCUCUACUGCUGGUGUUGCACCUCAAGCUUCAGAAGCUGUUCGUGAUCCCAUUGAAUCUUUUCAAACUUCAGAUGGCGGAAAGCCUAUUCAGCCCAGUUCCAGUAAUAUCCGUGAUAGUUCUGGAUGUUCUCCUAGCCCUUUGCUCUAUACAUCUGAUAAUCCUGUUUCUGUUAAACUAUCUCGAUCUUCUUCUACUCCUAAGUGUCGCCCAAGUGAUCAUACUCUUUACAAGCACAGUAUGAAAGGGAUGCCUGGUAGUGGAGUUGCAUUAAAUAAUUUCAUCACAGAAAAUACCAAGCCCAAGGAUUCUUUGGAGGAUCAGGGGAAAUUGCAACCACGAUCCAGCCAAGCUGUUGUUGAUAAAAUCUCAUCGAAAUCAAGCACCUGGAGGUCAACAGCACAAGUUGCUCCUGUUGGUAAUUUACCAUCUAUUGAUCCAGGACGUAGUGCUUCACGUGCUACACCUGAAAAGUCUACUAAUGCCUCUGAACCAACAAUCUCUAGAACAGUUCGCAAAGUUGUUCAGCAGUUUAGAGGACCAAAACGUUCAAAACAAAACUCAGUAGAAUCUGGAAAUGAAAUUGCUGGGAAGCCAAAGGUGAUCCUCUCAUAUGACUUGUUUGUUAAGCUAUACAAUGAAAAGGUGGAGCUGUAUCCUUUUGGCCUUUCAAACUGCGGUAACAGCUGUUACGCGAAUGCUGUGCUUCAGUGCUUGGCAUUCACUCCACCACUUACCGCAUAUCUUCUUCAGGGACUACAUACUAAGAAAUGCAAAAGAGCAGAAGGGUGCUUUACCUGUGAAUUUGAGCGUCUUAUUCUACAAUCCAAGGAAGGAAAGUUUCCUCUGUCCCCAAUCAAGAUCCUAUCACAAAUGCACAGCAUUGGAAGUCACCUUGGUUAUGGUAAAGAGGAAGAUGCACACGAAUUCUUGAGGUAUGCGAUUGAUGCAAUGCAAUCAGAAAACCUAGCAGAAGUGGGUGGGAAUGUAUCAGCUUCAUUCAUUGAAGAAGCAACUCUUCUGCAGCUAACAUUUGGGGGCUAUCUUCUUUCUUAUAUAAAAUGCUUGAAGUGUCAUGGUAGAUCAGUAAGGCGAGAAAAGAUGAUGGAUCUAACGGUGGAGAUAGAUGGAAAUAUUGGGACUCUUGAAGAAGCACUGAAGCAAUUCACGGCUCCUGAGAUCUUGGAUGGUGACAAUAAGUACCUGUGUGAAAGAUGCAAGGCCUAUGUGAGAGCUCGGAAGAGGUUGAAAGUGUUUGAGGCUCCUAAUGUCCUUACAAUUGUUUUAAAGCGAUUUCAGUCUGGGAAGUUCGGAAAAAUCAAUAAGCCUGUUCAUUUUCCAGAGGAACUGGAUUUGACACCUUAUAUGAGUGAACAGGACAUCAGAUUGCCUUCAUACAAGCUCUAUGGGGUGGUUGUUCAUUUAGAUGUGAUGAAUGCCUCUUUCUCUGGUCAUUAUGUGUGCUAUGUCAAGGCCAAGCAUGACAAGUGGUACAAGAUUGAUGACAGUAAGGUAAAACCGGUGGAGCUUGACAGGGUUUUGUCCAAGGGAGCAUAUAUGCUCUUAUAUGCAAGGUCGUCACCAUGCCUGCCAAAUUCGAUAAGGCAUGUCAUGAAUAGAAGCAGGAAGAAUGAUGCAGGCCUCUUGAACCGUAGCAGCAGUACGCCUAGGUCAAGAUCAGACAACAUUUCAGCAACAACUGGAUGGUUACACGACCAUGUUCAUAAGACGGAUGAUGCUCUUAGAUCUGAAUCUUUCAGUUCAUUUGAUGCUGGAACAUUUGGUCGACCUCCUGGAACAGAUUCCUCCAGUGAUAAUUCUUCCCUGUUCAGCUGCUCAGAUGAAGCUUCCUGCAGCACGGAGAGCACCAGGGACUCAACGAGCACUGAUGAGUACUCUUACAUAUUUGGAGAGCCAGGACGCUACAGCUGGAGCAGUCCAGCGAACAUCUCAGAAGGUAGCCCAGUUGGAUGUUCGCACUCAAUGGCUGGUGGCAGCAAUGGCGAAGACCAUGAACAGGAUUACCUGUCUAUGGAUUUCAUUUUUCCGAACCAUAGAUCUUCUUCCGAGAGACUAAAUUAUGAUAAGAUUGCAAGGGCAGGCAAGCGGGAGUCAUGGGCAAGGGAAGAAGGCCCUACCUUUUUGUAUUCUGAUCCAACUAACCUGUGUAGUAGUAGUAGUAGUAGUUACAAUUAUAGUAGCGGCGAGAUCGGCUCAGAAAUGUUGGGCACGGCCCAUGGUGACGAGGGUACACAUCGUAUACGUGCGAGGUGGUCCAGGGAAAGAACAGCAAACAAGUUCUUGUAGAGAAAUAAAUUUUCUUUUUUUCCUUCUGAGUUAUAUAAUAAUCAUAUGUAUCAUGUCGUCGGUGGCAAUGGAAAGAAAUCACUUUGCCGUUGUUGUUU